GUAAUCCAGAACAUUCGAUUGCGAGGCAACCAACGGUGUGUGCACGUUAAUAGUAGCUCUGUUUACAACUGAAAUAUACUGUUUUCCUGAUAAGCCUAUUUAAUAGUCUUGAUCAAUCAUGGUUAAAGAGACUGGCUUCUAUGAUCUGCUGGGCGUGAAGCCCAAUGCCACCACAGAUGAGCUCAAGAAGGCAUACAGAAAACUUGCACUAAAAUAUCAUCCUGACAAAAAUCCAAAUGAGGGAGAAAAAUUCAAGCUGAUCUCCCAAGCAUAUGAGGUGUUAAGUAAUGAAGACAAAAGACGUAUAUAUGACCAAGGCGGAGAACAGGCACUCAAGGAGGGAGGUGGUGGUGGUGGGGGUGGCUUCUCAUCUCCUAUGGACAUAUUUGAUAUGUUCUUUGGGGGAGGUGGUGGGCGCCGCAGCAGAGAACGCAAAGGAAAGGACGUCAUUCAUCAGAUGUCGGUGACGCUGGAGGAGCUGUACAAAGGGACUGUGCGCAAGCUUGCAUUACAGAAGCACGUCAUCUGCUCCAAGUGCAAAGGCGUGGGCGGCAAGAAGCCUCCUGAGAAGUGCCCUACAUGCCGAGGCACAGGCAUGCAGGUGCGAGUGCAGCAGCUGGGGCCGGGCAUGGUGUCACAGGUACAGAGCAUGUGUGGAGAGUGUCGAGGCCAGGGUGAGCGUGUAAGCCUGAAGGAUCGAUGCAAGACCUGUGAGGGCAAAAAGGUUGUGCGUGAACGCAAGAUACUCGAGGUGAACGUAGACAAAGGCAUGGAGGACGGCCAGAAGAUUGUGUUUAAUGGUGAAGGCGACCAAGAGCCUGAUAUUGAGCCUGGUGAUAUUGUCAUUGUGCUCGAUGAACAGGAGCAUUCUACCUUCAAGCGUAUUGGCAACGACCUUUCAAUGAGUAUGGAAUUAAGCCUCGUAGAAGCCUUGUGUGGCUUCCAGCGCGCGAUUACCACCUUGGACGACCGCGUUAUUGUCGUCAGCUCCAUACCUGGUGAAGUAAUGAAGCACGAGAGCCUCAAGUGCGUUAUGGGUGAAGGUAUGCCGACGUACAAAAACCCCUUCGAGAAAGGACGUCUCGUGAUCCAAUUCCUGGUGAAGUUCCCUGAGAAAAUUGCCCCCGAAGCCGUCGGUCUGCUUGAGAACAUCCUACCUGCUAGGCCCGAGGUGAUUGUACCUGACGAUGCUGAGGAGUGCAGGCUGCAGGAGAUGGACCCGUCACACAGACGUCGUCGUCGCGGCCAUAUGGACGAAGAGGAUGGUCAUGGCCGGCAACAUGUCCAGUGUCAGACUAGCUAAAUUAGACUCGUCAUAUUCCCGAGAUCUUCGUCUAAUGUACCCCAGACAGCGACUUAUGCUACACGUCUAACUGGUCUAUUGCUGCUAGGUCUAUUUCACUAGCAGCGUUACGACUGUACUUGUGAGCGCUGUUUCUAUUGGUCAAAAGAUGCACUGUUCGUUAGUUAGUCCUUGGAUUUAUUUGUGCCGCUGGUCUCAUCUGUUAGAGCUUUCUGCCUAAUUUUCGUUUCAAGGACUUGCUAUUGAGCUCAGAAGUGUUGUCAAACCAAUAGUUGGUGCCGUUCAAGGGAUGGAUUUUGUUGAAAAUUCCUGUGCUAGAAGAAGGUAUUCCCUUCAUGAAGGAAUCCUUGGCUAUUGCUGUAACUUAUUAUUGGUAAUUCAUCGUUCCCUAGACACUCAAGUUCUUCUCGUGUAAAAUAAUUUGGAUCGGAAUAGUAUGAUUUGAACAAGUAAUAAAUGACGAUAGAAGAAAUUAUUCAUUUAGUCACUAUUCGUAAUGAACAGCUUGCUUCACGGUUAAAGUAGAAUUUAUUUGUGGAAUAAUUUUAAAAUAGCUGUGCUCGUAAAUUUCAGUUAUAAGAGCAAUUUCUCCAAAGCAUCAUCGGCGGCAGUACAGCAGGGUUGUAUAAUUUCGGUGUAGUCCGUACUAUAAAUCUUGCUUGCGUAUGUCCAACUAGUUAGCAAUCACGCCCCCCCCCAUUUGAUACAACCAUUACAUUCUCCCAAUUAUCAGUAGAUCCUAUUGUAUAUUUUGCCUUGUGUGUAAUCUUCACAGGAAUGAUGCAUUAGCCGUUCUUUCGAUAGGAUUUAGCUGAAGUCGGACUUCAAACAAAUGUGUGUAGAAGCUCGCUUCGUUUAGGUGAGCAUUCAAUUAAUGUUCAGUCUGGCAUCGUGACGGGAGUUAUCUUUGAGGAUAAAGGAUUGCUUCGUCCGUGGCACGUCGAAUUCGUUAAGUUUUUCGCUCGUCAAGAUGCAAUUUGUUUCGCUUCCUAAUUGAUCUAUUUUUCUGAGAGCGUCAAUUUUUCUUUUCAAAAUUGCAAUACCGAUGGUUUUCAGAAUUGUUGUUAUGAAGCCUAUUCUUCCUCCUCUGUUUCAGUUAUUCUAUCUGGCAAAUAGUCUUCGUGUUGAACGCGAUACUAGACCAAAAAUAUGAGAACUUCAAUAAUCAUACCUUCAUGCGAAUGCAUUUCCGCCCUUGGCCGUAAUGGUCGUUUCAUCGAACUGCUAUUCUACCCUCAAUAAAUUGCACUUGGUCGUCAAAUUGGCAUCCCUACCAGGAUGAUUAUUCAUACCCUACUCGUUCAUGCAGAUCGAUUUUUUUUUUCACUUAAGCAUUUUUUCUUAAUUUUUGCAUUGUGUUAAUAUACCGUGCAUUGAUACGAACACCUCGCCUGAACUUUGAAAUAAACAAGUUUUUGUUGAUGCUAUUCAUACCUAGAUAGUGACAUGAAUGCUAUUCAUACCGUUAUUAUAGGUACGUGUAUCAAACACUGAAGCCUCCUGAGUCGCUAAUGGGGGAACAUGGUCGUUGGAGAUGUAGAUCGUCUUGUGUGUAAUUAUUUAUUUUCUUGUUAGCCUUCGCUGUAUGUUGACUAUGUAAGCAAGUGAUUGAAGAGCUAUCCGUGACUGGUCUCGGUUA
Molecule: messenger RNA, 2942 nt
Organism: Hyalella azteca
Lineage: Eukaryota; Metazoa; Arthropoda; Malacostraca; Amphipoda; Hyalellidae
Gene: Droj2
Product: dnaJ homolog subfamily A member 1
Exons: 9
Coding region: 119-1303 (394 amino acids)
Biological process (GO): protein refolding; response to heat
Cellular component (GO): cytoplasm; cytosol
Molecular function (GO): ATP binding; Hsp70 protein binding
Source: RefSeq, a predicted model, not a curated record